AUGGCAGAUAUAAUUAAAAAGCAGAAUUACUGCAUGAUACAACAAUACUACUUCGGAGAUAUACCCAAAAACAUGACAGCAGGAACUCCAACAGAUAUUUGUACACCAAUGUUCAUAAGCAGCCUUACUCCCAGCAGCUCCAAUUAUGAAAGAUGUGAUUUUGAGAAUGGACUCUGUAGUAUGACACAAGAUCAGAGUCUGCAACCUGGUUGGACAAAGAGAAAUGGGAUGGCCGGUCACUCACUUCCAUUUUAUGAUCACAGUGGUAAUAUGUCUGCCCACUUCCUGUCACUGGUCUCCAAGGUGGAUUCUACUUCCUCAGACUUAAGAAGCAGAGUGUUUCUUCCCACGAAUAUCCAACAUGCCUGUCAGAUUACGUUUUAUUACUUCUCCAGUCAAGUGGGUGGCAAAUUAAGAGCUGGCCUUCAAACUACAUGUGGUGGGCCCAUUCGGCAUUUAUGGCAAAACACAGCUGGGCUCCAGAAUCAGUGGGAGAGAAAUGUCAUGAGCAUCCAGAGCAACCAGAAAUUUCAGGUUGUUUUUCAAGGUCAAAUAGUUUCAACUCCUGAACAAGAUGAAGUCAUGGCUAUUGAUGAUAUAUCUUUCAGUUCAGGCUGUUUGCCUGCAAAUGAUGAAAUUUUACCAUGUCAAGAAACACUGAAUACCGAGCUGGAACUGUGCCAUCUAGAUUCACGUCUCUGCAAUUUUGAUUCUACAGAUGAAGGAUUGAAGUUAUGUCACGUCUGUGGAUUUGAAUCUGACAUGUGUGACUGGGCAUCAGAAACAUCUGCUGGGCGAAUUUCCUGGAUGCGCACAAAGGCAAGAGAGGUUCUUGCAUUAGAAUCUAUACCUCAGCAGGAUCAAAGUAGUGAUGAUGAAGGUUACUGUAUGUGGCUAGGAGCUAAGGAUGCUUCUAGUCUUAACCAUUUAGACAGCAAGGCUUAUUUAAACAGCUCUGUGUGUCACUGCCUGGGCAAGAGAUGCCAUCUUCAAUUCUAUUACUCUAUGGAAAACAGUGUUCUGAGAGUAGGACUAUAUAGUAAUAAGGAAGAAGAAAUAUUUUGGACAUAUAGCGCAUCAACUGACAGAAAAUGGGUGAAAGCAGAGGUCUUAAUACCAGAAGGACUGAAGACAUUUAAGAUUAUCUUUGAAGGGACUAUUCUGAGCCAGAAAGGUUUUAUUGGGCUGGAUCAGCUCUGGGUCUAUGCCUGUGCACGUGCUCCAUCCAGAAAGCUUUGCUCUACAGAGGAAUUCACUUGUGCUAGUGGCCAGUGCAUCACCCAGGAAUUGGUCUGUGACUCUCAGCCAGACUGUUCUGAUGACAGUGAUGAAGACCCGGCAACUUGCUCACAUCAUCUCACGUGUGAUUUUGAGUCUGGUUUCUGUGGUUGGGAACCAUUUCUCACAGAAGAUUCACACUGGGAGUUCAUGAAAGGAUUGGCCAGUGGAGACAACCACCUACCUGAUGCUGAUCACAUAGCAAACACAAAUAAUGGAUCAUUCAUUUAUUUCAGGUCACAUCAAUUUCCAGGAGUGGCCAAACUUGGAAGUCCUGUUCUUACAAAAGCACGCACUGCCUCUGCCCCAUGUCAGGUGCGAUUUUGGUAUUACUUGUCUUGGCAUUCACAUCUCUCGGUUUUUACAAGAACAUCACUGUCUGGGGAUUUGCAAAAGCAAGGUGAUCUGAUUGGAAUCUCCACAUCUCAGUGGAAACAAGCAAAAAUCAAUCUCUAUGUGAAGCCUGGAGAAUCUACUCUACCUUUUCAGUUGAUUUUAGAAGCUACUGUUUUAUCAUCAAAUGCUACUGUUGCUCUAGAUGACAUCAGUAUAUCUCAGGAAUGUGAAAUUUCAGAUAAGUCACUUCCAGGUACCAGCAUACUAAAGAAAGGGGAAGAGUAUGUGUUAUCCUCUCCAUCUCUUAAUGUUGAAGCUGGAUUUGUGCCACGUGAGGAUGCAGGCUCUAUUUCAUCCAGCAAGUUCUGUGAUUUUACAUCUGAUUCCCCAAAUGGAGCAGAUGAAGCCAACUGUGGUUCCAAAUGUGACUUUGAAGCAAAUAGCUGUGGUUGGUUUGAAGCAAUUAGUGGUGACCAUUUUGACUGGAUAUGGAACUCUAGAAGUAACCUUUCAGCUGAAUUUGAACAACAGGCUCCACCUUGGGAUCAUACUCACAGAACAGCUCAAGGACAUUUUAUGUUCAUUCUGAAGAAAAGCAGAAGCUUGUCACAAGUUGCUAAACUCCAGAGCCCAACUUUCAGCCAGGCAGGACCUGGAUGCACACUUUCCUUCUGGUUUUAUAACUAUGGUCUAUCAGUGGGAGCAGCUGAGCUACAGCUACAUGUGGAAAAUUCCAGCGACCCUACAGUACUCUGGAGAGUAUUAUAUAACCAGGGCAACCAGUGGUCACAGGCGACUAUUCAGCUUGGACGCCUUACUCAGCCCUUCCAUUUGUCACUAGAUAAAGUCAGUCUUGGCAUUUAUGAUGGGGUCUCGGCUAUUGAUGACAUCAGAUUUGAAAAUUGCACUCUUCCCCUUCCUGCGGAGAGCUGCGAGGAGCCAGAUUUUUUCUGGUGUCGACACACCAAGGCUUGCAUAGAAAAGCUUCUGUUAUGUGAUCUGGUGGAUGAUUGCGGUGAUCACACUGAUGAGGCCAACUGUGUACCUGAGCUACAGUGUAACUUUGAAAAUGGAAUUUGUAACUGGGAACAAGAUACAGAAGAUGACUUUGAUUGGACCAGGAAGCACGGUCCAACCCCAACACUUAAUACAGGGCCAAUGAAGGAUAAUACUUGGGGCACGGCUAAAGGGCACUAUCUCUACAUAGAAUCUUCGGAGCCUCAGGUUUUCCAAAACAGAGCCGCUCUGCUCAGUCCUGUCCUUAAUGCCACUGAUGCAGACGGCUGCACCUUCCGCUUCUAUUACCACAUGUUCGGGAAGCACAUUUACAGGCUGGCCAUCUACCAGCGGGUCUGGAGUAACACAAGAGGACAGCUGCUGUGGCAGAUAUUUGGGAACCAAGGCAACAGAUGGACAAGGACACGCCUCAACAUUUCCAGCAGGCGGCCUUUUCAGAUUUUGGUGGAGGCUUCAGUAGGAGAUGGCUUCACCGGAGACAUUGCAAUUGAUGAUUUGUCAUUCAUGGAUUGUACCCUUUACCCUGGUAAUUUGCCAGUGGACCUCCCAACUCCACCUGAAAUGUCAGCUCCGGUCACAUUACCUCCACACAACUGUACAGACAGUGAAUUUGUUUGCAGGUCCAGUGGUCACUGUGUUGAAAGAAUCCAGAACUGUGAUUUUAGAUAUGACUGUCCUGACCAAUCAGAUGAAGCAUUCUGUGCCAUGAAAGUUUGCAGCUUUGAAAAAGGAAGCCUGUGUGAAUGGUACCAGCCGAUCCCAGAAAAUCUAAUUCGAGAUUCAAACACAUUCAGGUGGGGACUUGGCAAUGGAACCAGUAUCCAUCAUGGGGAAGAGAAUCACAGGCCAUCGGUGGAUCAUACAACAAAUACCACAGAUGGCUGGUAUCUGUAUGCUGAUAGCUCAAAUGGAAAGUUUGGUGAUAUGGCUGAUAUACUCACUCCUGUUAUUUCACGCAUGGGACCAAAAUGUACUCUGGUGUUCUGGACUCACAUGAAUGGGGCGACGGUUGGUUCUCUCCAGGUACUCAGCAAGAAAGACAACGUUACUUCUAAAUUGUGGGCUCAAAGUGGACAGCAGGGUGCACGGUGGAAAAGAGUAGAAGUGUUUUUAGGCGUUCAAUCACAUAUACAGAUUGUCCUCAGGGCAAAGCGUGGUGUCAGUUACAUGGGAGAUGUAGCAGUGGAUGAUAUUUCCUUUCAAGAUUGUUCCCCCCUACUUAGCCCAGACAGAAAGUGUACUGCUCAAGAGUUCACAUGUGCAAACAGGCACUGCAUUGCAAAGGACAAGCUGUGUGAUUUUGUGAAUGACUGCGCUGAUAAUUCAGAUGAGUCUCCUUUCAUUUGCAGUACCUCCAGUGGGCACUGUGAUUUUGAAUUUGACCUUUGUUCCUGGGAGCAGGAACAGGAUGAUGACUUUGACUGGAAUCUGAAAGCUAGCAGCAUCCCUGCUGCAGGCACGGAACCAGCUGCUGAUCACACCUUCCGGAACUCCUCCGGUCAUUACAUCUUUAUAAAGAGCUUGUUCCCUCAGCAGCCCAUGAGAGCAGCCAGAAUCUCAAGCCCAGUCAUAAGUAGAAGAAGCAAAAACUGCAAGAUAAUUUUUCAUUAUCACAUGUAUGGAAAUGGCAUUGGGGCACUCACCUUGAGCCAGGUGUCCAUCUCAAACCAAACGAAGGUCCUACUUAACCUCACUGUAGAACAGGGCAAUUUCUGGCAGCGGAAAGAAAUCUCACUGUCUGGCGAUGAGGACUUCCAACUCAAAUUUGAAGGUCGAGUUGGGGAAGGACACCAUGGUGAUAUUGCCCUGGAUGACAUUGUGCUUACAAAGAGUUGUCUGCCAUCCCAUUGGUCCAUGAAAGAAGAACCAGCAGCACCUCUCCCAACAGGUCCCUGCCCUCAUGGCUAUCGGGAAUGUCAGAAUGGCAAAUGUUAUAAACCAGAGCAAAGCUGUAAUUUCGUAGAUGACUGUGGAGAUUAUACUGAUGAAGCAGAAUGUGGUACCUCCUGUACUUUUGAGAAAGGCUGGUGUGGCUGGCAAAACUCCCUGGCUGAAAACUUUGAUUGGGUUUUGGGGGUUGGCUCUCAUCAAAGCCUACGACCUCCCAAAGACCACACACUCGGAAACAAAUAUGGGCACUUCUUGUAUCUGGAGGCUACGCCGGUGGGCCUUCAGGGCGAAGAAGCACACCUCAAGAGUGCUGUGUGGCAGGAAUCCAGUGCUGCCUGCACCAUAAGCUUCUGGUAUUUCAUAUCUGCAAAAGCUACAGGGUCCAUUCAGAUUCUCAUUAAGACGGAGAAAGGACUGUCAAAAGUGUGGCAAGAAAGUGAGCAGAACUCCGGUGAUCGUUGGCAAAAGGCAGUCGUCCUGCUAGGCAAGUUAAGGAAUUUUGAAGUCAUAUUUCAAGGCAUCAGAACAAGGGAUCUGGGAGGAGGAGCUGCCAUUGACGACAUUGAAUUUGAAAACUGCACGACUGUGGGAGAGACUUCUGAGGUUUGCCCAGAAGCCACUGAUUUUUUGUGCCAUGACAACAAGUGUGUUGCAUCUCACCUUGUCUGUGACUAUAAACCGGACUGCUCCGAUAGGUCUGAUGAGGCUCACUGUGGCCAGUAUACGAGCACAAUGGGAAGUUGUAAUUUUGAAACAACUUCGGGAAACUGGACCACAGCCUGCAGUCUUAUUCAGGACUCUCAAGAUGACUUAGACUGGGCCAUUGGCAGUAGAAUUCCUGCAGAGGCAUUGAGUCCAGACUUUGAUCACACACCAGGUAGUGGCCAGCACUUCCUGUAUGUCAACUCAUCUGGCCCCAAAGAAGGCUACACGGCAAGAAUCACUACUUCUCAAUACUUUCCAGCAAGCCUCGGAGUGUGUACUGUUCGGUUCUGGUUCUACAUGGUUGAUCCCAGGAAUAUGGGGAUAUUAAAGGUAUAUACCAUUGAGGAAUCUGGGCUGAACAUCCUGGUGUGGUCAGUGAUUGGAAAUAAAAGAACUGGUUGGAUGUAUGGAUAUGUACUGCUCUCUAGUAACAGUGCAUUUAAAGUGGCAUUUGAAGCUGAUUUGGCUGGAAGUGAAGACAUUUUUGUAGCCCUUGAUGACAUCUCUUUCACCCCAGAAUGUGUCUUUGGAGGUCCUGUGGCACCACAGCCAUCACCUUGUGAAGCCGAUCAAUUUUCUUGUAUCUACACACUCCAGUGUGUCCCUCUCUCAGGGAAAUGUAAUGGACAGGAAGAUUGCAUAGAUGGCUCUGAUGAAAUGGAUUGUUCUCUCAGCCCCCCUUCUCAGCUCUGUGGUGAAAUGGAGUUCCAGUGCUCGAGCGGUGAAUGUAUCCCAUCCCUCCUGCUUUGUGAUGGAGUGCCUGACUGUCACUUUAAUGAAGAUGAAUCCAGCUGCUCCAAUAAGAGCUGUUCUGAUGGCGCGUUGAGGUGUCCCUCCUUGAACAGCUGUAUCCCAGUGCACGAGCGCUGUGAUGGUUUUGCCAGCUGCACGGAUUUCCAGCUUGAUGAGUCCAGCUGCUCAGAAUGCCCAUUGGGUUACUGCAGAAAUGGUGGGAAUUGUGUAGUGGAGAAGAAUGGCCCUAUGUGUCGUUGUGGACAAGGAUGGAAAGGAAAUCGAUGCCACAUCAAGGUUAACCCUUCUCCUGCAGAUUUCAUAUACCCUCAGAAUAACAUAUGGACUUUCCUGGGCAUUGGAUCAGCUUUCUUGAUGAUUCAUAUUACAGUUGCAGUCUUGUGUUUUCUUGCAAACAGAAAAGGACCAGUCAGGAAAACUAAAGCAAGUGUUAACCAAGCAUUUGUUAAUCCAGUUUAUGGGAACUGGAGGGACCCAGAGAAAACGGAGAGUUCUGUAUACUCCUUCUCAAACCCGUUAUAUGGCACAACAUCAGGAUGCCUGGAGACCAUAUCUAAUCAUCUGAAAUAGUACCAUCAAGAUCAAGUAUGAUCUAGGGUAUGUAGUUUAUAGAAAAUUCUAGUCUGUGAAAUCUGAUGGAAACUCAUCUUAUGCAAUGGUAGAAAUAGAAGGGAUUCAGAAUACUAAUUAUUACAUUUACAAAUAAAUUUUCUUACUGAAUAUAUUAAAUGUUUUCAUGGCAUCUGAAUCAGAACCUUAAGUUCAUUAUACAUCUGAAUAUUUUAAUAAAAUGUUCUAAUUGA
This is a messenger RNA of Felis catus (domestic cat), 6782 nucleotides long. RefSeq names its product MAM and LDL receptor class A domain containing 1 (gene MALRD1). Lineage: Eukaryota; Metazoa; Chordata; Mammalia; Carnivora; Felidae. The transcript has 41 exons. The record is from RefSeq and is a predicted model, not a curated record. Gene Ontology annotation, cellular component: membrane. Bases 1 to 6549 code for a protein of 2182 amino acids. Gene Ontology annotation, molecular function: protein binding.